Cucurbita moschata (crookneck pumpkin) is the source of this 744-nucleotide messenger RNA. Its product is annotated as enhancer of rudimentary homolog. Bases 137 to 445 code for a protein of 102 amino acids. NCBI's taxonomy places the organism in Eukaryota, Viridiplantae, Streptophyta, Magnoliopsida, Cucurbitales, Cucurbitaceae. The transcript has 4 exons. The record is from RefSeq and is a predicted model, not a curated record.
UUCUACUCGCAAUUCAUUAUCGGUCGGCAUUGCCUGCGCGCGCGCUCUCUCUCUCUCCUCUCUUUCUCACUGACCGUCGUUUCGCUGAAACACGCCCUGUGAGCUUGCUCGAAGUUGAGGUUCACUACCGUUUCUCAUGGCUAACAGGCAUACCAUCCUUCUCAUGCAAACAUCGCAGAGCAGGGCAACUAGGACUUUUAUGGAUUUUGAUUCAAUAAGUCAAGCUAUGGACGGUAUAUGUGGGCUAUAUGAAAGGAAGCUUAAGGACUUAAAUCCAGCCAUCAGAAAUAUUACUUAUGAUAUUGCAGAUCUCUACAACUUCAUUGAUGGCCUCACUGAUAUGAGUGCACUAGUAUUUGAACAUUCAAUACAGGCCUUUUUGCCUUACGAUCGGCAGUGGAUUAAACAAAGGGUAUUUCAACACCUGAAGAAACUAGCACAUUGAGACAAUUAUGAACUGCUGCAGCUGUUCUCAAUGACAUUCUAAACUUCUGCUGCAUACUAUCAGGUUUAAAAGGCACUUGUAUGAAGUGUAGAAAUUUGUCUCGUCUUAUCUGCCCCGCGUAUGAUCCCGGGGUUUCUGUGAUACACGAAUCCAUACUUCCCUGUGUGCAUCUGUGUCUAAAGGGUAUUUGAUUGUGUUUUCCCUAUCCUUUACAGAAAGUAUCUGUUAUGGUCUACAAGAUCAUUGCCUGAUGAGCUCCAUUGUUUUGGGAUAUAAUGCAGAACCUUGAUUGAUCCUAA